This is a messenger RNA of Triticum dicoccoides, 1095 nucleotides long. RefSeq lists its product as uncharacterized. NCBI's taxonomy places the organism in Eukaryota, Viridiplantae, Streptophyta, Magnoliopsida, Poales, Poaceae. Gene Ontology annotation, molecular function: protein binding. The transcript is spliced from 4 exons. Bases 1 to 1095 code for a protein of 364 amino acids. The record is from RefSeq and is a predicted model, not a curated record.
AUGGUCAUUAUCUGCAGUUUGCCUACCACCACGUUGCAAGUUCUUAAAUCUGUUCCUAAUACGCGAAAGCUGCUGCUCUCUCCCUUCACCUUCUGCUUCAGGUGCUCCCUCAUCGAGGAGCACACCAGUCACUCCUCGCCUACCAUCCAUACCGCUUACCUGCACUUUGGUACGCCUUGGUUCAACUUCCCUAGUGGACUAAGUGGCCACCUGCUGGUGCUGCAUCGAUUAGUUAAGGUCUCUUUCUUUCCAAGUUCAAAGAAAGCUGUUUCUGAUAUUACCACUUCAGACACUUCUAGCGAACUACUACUGCCAUAUAAUAUAAUAGAAAUGGACCAUAUGGAAGUCAGUGUGCUACCUGAUGACCUGAUUGUGGAAAUCCUCUCCCGGCUGCCGCUGAAGUCUUUUUGCCGCUUCAAAUGUGUUUGCAAACCCUGGCUUGCCUUCUCCUCUGAUCCAAACUACCGCAAGAAGCUGCCGAAAAUCCCCACUGGUCUUUUCUGCCAGUACCAAGACUUCGAUAAGAAGGCUACCAAGCUUCUUAGCCAGCCCCGAAACGUUGAGAAAAUUGAUGGAGCACUUAGUUUCUUGCCAGACCAUCCGCAACUCGAGCUUAUGGAUUGCUGCAAUGGCCUAGUGCUCUGCAUGCGUAGGAGCAUGGAUUGGAGCAGACGUACAAUUACUUGCCACUUCAUUGUGUGCAACCCGGCAACACGAGAGUGGACGAGGCUUCCUGAUACUCGUCCUUACCAAGAACAUGCUGUUUUUGAAGCUAUGUUGGCUUUCAACCCAUCAUGUUCACCACAGUUCUACGUCUUCAACUUUAAACGUAAUCCCUUAUCUUCAUUCUUGAGUGGACCCGAGGUGUUUUCAUCUGACCUUUCCACAUGGCUCGUAUAUGAUGCAUGGUGGAAUUCCGGGAUUCGCACUGUUAUUGGCUACCCACACUUGUUCAUAGAUGGUUCACUAUAUCUGUUUAGUGUGCCGCAGAACUCAGUGAAGAGGAUCUUGGUAUUGAACGGCUUUGAGGCAAUGUGUUCUCGCAUACCCCCUAAUCGUCAAACUAUUAAGUUGCCUCAUGAUCCUUCUUGUUAG